Molecule: messenger RNA, 1248 nt
Organism: Dovyalis caffra
Lineage: Eukaryota; Viridiplantae; Streptophyta; Magnoliopsida; Malpighiales; Salicaceae
Source: the annotation of a GenBank genome assembly
AUGAACGUUAUUUAUGAGCUAGCCCUUGAAAGGUGCCAAAAUACAGUAAUCGGUGGUAAUUUCGUGAGAGGGAUAUCUGGCGGCGAGAGAAAAAGGGUCUGCAUUGGCAAUGAAAUCCUGCUCAACCCUUCACUUCUGUUCUUAGAUGAGCCAACAUCUGGUUUGGACUCAACAAAUGCACUUCGAAUUGUUCAGAUACUGCAGAACGUUGCACAGGCUGGCAAGACAGUUGUUACUACAAUACAUCAGCCUUCUAGUAGACUCUUCAACAAGUUCGAUAAGCUCGUUCUCUUGGGUAAAGGAAGUACCUUGUACUUCGGAAAAGCAUCAGAAGCAAUGUUGUAUUUUUCUUCAUUGGGCUGCUAUCCGAUUAUAGCCAUUAGCCCAGCAGAGUUUCUAACUGAUCUUGCAAACGGAGUCAUAAAUGACAAAACACUGCCAUCAGAAUUGGAGGACAAGUUUUUACCUGGAGGCAAACGACCCGAGGCAAUGAAUGGAGGGCCUUCCCUGGCUGAAGUCCAUGAGUAUUUUGUGAAGGCCUAUGACGUAAGAGCUGCAAACACGGAGAAAACAAACUUUCCAGGGCCUAUCCUGAUAGAGGGCAGCAUUGAGAUGCAGAGCAAGUUGAAUUCCAGGGAAUGGGGAGCAACCUGGUGGGAGCAGUUUUCAAUUCUCUUCAGGAGGGGUCUCAAGGAGAGAAGCUACGAGUACUUUAGCUUUAUGAGGGUAACUCAAGUAAUAGCUACUGCUAUAAUUAUAGGAUUUCUUUGGUGGCAUUCUGGCGGUUCAUCUCCUAAUCAUCGCCAUGAUCAGGCAAGUGUUGCGUAUAUUUGUUCAGCCAUGUUUGCAAUAUUCACAUUCCCACAAGAAAGGGCAAUGCUAGCAAAAGAGAGAUCAGUUGGCAUGUACAGACUGACUGCAUACUUUGCUGCCAGAAACAUCAGUGAUCUUCCUUUGGAUCUGAUAUUGCCUGUGGUGUUCCUUCUGAUAGUCCAUUUCAUGGUUGGCUUGAAGUCGAGCUUUUCUGCAUUCUCUUUGACCAUGCUUACAGUUUUUCUUUGCAUAAUAGCUGCUCAGGGUCUUGGACUUACUAUAGGCGCAGCAUUCAUGGAUGUUAAGAAAGCAACAACAUUGGCUUCCAUAGUUAUUAUGACCUUCAUGCUAUCUGGUGGAUUCUUUCUUCAGAAUGGGUACCACGAUAGCAAUCGUGGGAAAGCACUGAGUCAUGGAGGAUAUCAGUUACCUUAA